Molecule: messenger RNA, 1515 nt
Organism: Paraglomus brasilianum
Lineage: Eukaryota; Fungi; Glomeromycota; Glomeromycetes; Paraglomerales; Paraglomeraceae
Source: the annotation of a GenBank genome assembly
AUGAGUGACGAUUGUAGCACUGAUUCACCACCGAGAACACCUCCUCGUAGAGAGGCUGUGGGAAUAGGAGACGGUCAAAGGGAAGGUCACAGCGAGUACUAUCCUGUUACACCGCCUGGAGCGCGUAUCGGGGACAGAUUUAUCCCCGUCCGGUCACCCGACCCGGCGGUCGAAUUUUUACGACUGCCGUCUGGAAUUGCGUCAAAUAAACGUAAGAGAGAAGAAACGAAUUCUUCUGGAAGACGUCAGGGAAACGAACUUUAUCGUGUAGUUCUUGAAACGGCCUUAUUUCCAACCCACAACGAUUACCUCGAUCUUAGUCACACACCGACGUCUCAUCAAUUAAUGACAUUCAAAUCACCAUCUGCCAAGUUGAGACGCACGACUACCAUCGAUUCGCCAUUUCGUGACGCGUAUUCAACAAGCCCAUUGUCGCAUGAGGCUCAGAGCAUCCUAACUAGUUUACGUCCAGAAGGCAGAGGGGGUAAUGAAGAAGAACGACCAGGUUGUUUUAGGGCUUUGGAUGCGCCAGGAUUGCAGGAUGAUUUUUACUUGAAUUUACUGGAUUGGUCGCCACAGAACGUAAUAGCUGUUGGCUUGGGCGCCGCGGUGUAUCUAUGGAAUGCCAAGACGGUGGAGGUUACCAAACUAUGCGAAUACUCACAUUGGGAGUCAGUAACGUCUGUGCUCUGGUUAAGUCAGGGUGAUUAUAUCGCGGUAGGAACGAGUCGUGGAUUGGUUAAUAUAUAUGACGUGAAGACAAGAAAAAAAAUACGAAGACUGAAUGGACAUCGAGGACGCGUUGCUUCAAUGUCAUGCAAUGAACCUAUUCUCAGCACUGGAAGCUCGUGUGGUAUAAUUCUUCAACAGGAUUUACGCGUUUCCGGUCCUGCUCUACGUGUUUUAGCUGGUCACCACGGAGAGGUCUGUGGCCUUAAAUGGAACAGCGACGGAACACUCCUAGCAAGUGGAGGAAACGACAACACAGCACUUGUUUGGGAUGAUCGUGCAUACAUACCUCUUUAUAGUAUUCGAGAACAUAAUGCUGCGGUCAAAGCUCUUGCGUGGAGUCCACAUGCGCGUGGAUUGUUGGCUACUGGUGGCGGGACGCAUGACAGGAAAAUAAAAAUUUGGAACGUGAAUGCUGGCAAGCGAUUAGAUGUCUGUGAUACUGGGUCGCAGCCAGACACUUUUCGUAACUCUCAACGCAAAUCCAAACAUUUAAAGGUAACAAACCUCGCCUGGUCGGUUAAUGCAAACGAAUUGGUCUCCACACAUGGAUACUCCAAGCAUGAUAUUAAAAUCUGGCGUUAUCCCUGUCUUACUCCCACGAAUGAACUCGCUGGUCAUAGCGACCGCGUAGUUUAUCUUGCUACUUCACCCGAUGAGAGAUCUAUUGUUACUGGGGGCGCAGACGAAACUUUGAGGUUCUGGAGAGUGUUCAAAGGACGACAACUGGAUGUCGCGGAGAGUGAGAGUAGAUUGUCAUUGCGAGGGGGGAAUGUAAUUAGGUGA